UUUCAGAGUUGCAGCAGUGCGAUGAUGAUAUUACCGUUUUGUUUCUGUAGUCUUUUACUAGCUUUUGCUUGUAUUGACGGCAGGUGGAUGAACUCCAACAUUGGGCCAUACAUUCCAGUUUUUCUGAAGUUCAGAGAAUGCGCAAUUGGUGAAAAUGGAUAUGAUGGAAGUUCUCGGUACGUGAUAACAUUCACACGUUUUAAUCCGUACAAAAGAAAUGAGUUGCAAAAGUCGUCAACCAAUUAUACAUUUAGCCAACCAUUAAACGACUCAUAUUGGCAACGUCUUGUCUUUGACCUUUGGAGUAACAAUGAGUGGAAGCCGAACGCGCUUAUUCUCAACUACCCGUCAAAAUCAUGUUCAAUGAUGAAGCGAAACAGGGGCAAGUACUUCGCGAAUGUGUUUAAGGAAGACGUGUCUGGUGGCUGCGUCGUCCCCAAUGGGUCGUAUCACAUUCUUAACCAUGACCCGCGUAUGUUGAGUUUCCCGCAGUUACCAUACGGCCGUUACCGUGUACUUUUGACCAACGGUUUGCCAUGGCGGAAAGGCUGCAUGUUAUGUGCCUAUCUUGAAACGGACAUCAUUCCGGAAUAAAACUGUAAGACGCACAAGUA
Molecule: messenger RNA, 614 nt
Organism: Frankliniella occidentalis (western flower thrips)
Lineage: Eukaryota; Metazoa; Arthropoda; Insecta; Thysanoptera; Thripidae
Exons: 4
Coding region: 22-594 (190 amino acids)
Source: RefSeq, a predicted model, not a curated record